Micropterus dolomieu (smallmouth bass) is the source of this 1230-nucleotide messenger RNA. RefSeq names its product phosphatidylinositol 5-phosphate 4-kinase type-2 gamma-like. The transcript is spliced from 10 exons. The coding region runs from base 1 to 1230 and encodes 409 amino acids. Gene Ontology annotation, molecular function: phosphatidylinositol kinase activity. The record is from RefSeq and is a predicted model, not a curated record. Gene Ontology annotation, biological process: phosphatidylinositol metabolic process. NCBI's taxonomy places the organism in Eukaryota, Metazoa, Chordata, Actinopteri, Centrarchiformes, Centrarchidae.
AUGUCUUCCCCCGGUGCCACCCCCAACUCUCUGCAUGCUUUGGCGCCCACAUGGAAGACGAAGAAGAAACACUUUGUGCAGCAGAAAGUGGAGGUUUUCCGUGUCAGUGACCCCGUGUUUAGCGUGCUGAUGUGGGGAGUCAACCAUUCGAUUAAUGACCUGAGCCAGGUGCCCUUACCUGUCAUGCUGCUUCCAGACGACUUCAAAGCCAGCACUAAGAUCAAAGUCAACAACCACCUCUUCAACAAAGAGAAUCUUCCAGGACAGUUCAAAUUCAAAGAAUAUUGUCCACAGGUGUUCAGAAAUCUGCGAGAGCGCUUCGGAAUCGAGGACCAAGAUUACCAGGUGUCUCUGGCUCGCAGUUCUCCACUCAAAGAUGAGGACGGGCAGUGCGUAGGGCUGCUGCUGACAUCAUACGACCGCACUUUGGUAGUAAAAGAAAUCUCCAGUGAAGAGGUGGAGGAAAUGCACAACAUCCUCUCUGAGUAUCACCAGCAUAUUGUCACCUGCCACGGCAAUACGCUGCUCCCUCAGUUCCUGGCCAUGUACAGAGUCACUGUGGAGAGCGAGGACACCUACCUGUUAGUUAUGAGGAACAUGUUCAGCCACAGACUGCAUGUACACAGGAAAUAUGACCUCAAGGGGUCCCUUGUAUCUCGUGAAGCAAGUUUUAAAGAGAAGGUGAAGGAGCUGCCCACAUACAAAGAUGUAGACUUCAGGAAUAAAAUGCAAAAAGUUUAUGUGAGCGAUGAGGAGAAGGAGAAGAUCAUGGACAAGCUCAACAGAGAUACCGAGUUCCUGGUCCGUAUGAGGAUCAUGGACUACAGCCUGCUGCUGGGCAUCCAUGAUGUGGAGCGGGCUGAGAGGGAGGAGGAAGGGAUGGAGUCGUCCGAUAACGAGGAAGAGGAGGAUGAAAAUGACUUUGCUCCUGCUCCGAUCUCCACCUCACCUGAGGGUAUCAGUGGCUACAUGAACUCCUUCAAACCCAUGAGUCCCGGGGAGUUCAACCCUUAUGUGGAUGUGUACGCUAUUCAGAGCGCUGUAGGUGCCCCCCACAGGGAGGUGUACUUUAUGGGUCUUAUUGACGUGCUGACACAGUACGACACCAAGAAGAAAGCUGCUCAUGCUGCCAAAGCUGUCAAACACGGGGCAGGAGCAGAAAUCUCAACAGUUCACCCAGAGCAGUACGCUAAACGUUUCCGGGAGUUCAUCGCUAAGAUCUUUGCCUAG